Messenger RNA from Ostreococcus tauri, 708 nucleotides. Its product is annotated as unnamed product. The record is from RefSeq and is a predicted model, not a curated record. Lineage: Eukaryota; Viridiplantae; Chlorophyta; Mamiellophyceae; Mamiellales; Bathycoccaceae. Bases 1 to 708 code for a protein of 235 amino acids. The transcript has a single exon.
AUGCGCGUGCUCGUCGGCGCCGCCGAUUGCGCGCGCGCCGGCGUCGCCGUCGUCCUCGCCGGGUUCGGCGACGGGCGCGAUGGGACGUUCGCGUCCGUGACGUCGAUGCGGGACGUCGACGACGACGCGACGCGCGCGGGGGCGGGGGUGGAAUCAUCGAGAAUGUCUUCUGAAGACAUCUGUGCGAUGGCGUCGACGCCGGACGUCGCGCUCAUCGCGGUGAACGCGCGGUGCGACGGGAGCGAUGGCGCGGCGUUGGUGUCGUACGCGGUGCUGGAGGCGAUCGAAUCGAUCGAGGACGUGACGGAGGUGUGUUUUAUAUGCGCGACGCGGGACGAGGCGCUGGAGCUCGAGCGGAGAGACGAGGAAAGUUUUCUGGCGUACGAGGACGUGCGUAACGGCGCGCGGUGGUCGGACGAUGUUGGGAUCGUGAAACGACCGCUGGGAGAGCGUGGGGUGAACGGAGGGGACGGGGUGUUGGCGAUCGCGCUCGCGGCUUUGGACGCGCGCGGGACGCGCGUGCGGGCGUUGUACGCGCCGGCGCACGCGCGGUGCUCGACGAGCGAGGCGCUGAGGGUGACGCACGGGUUAGGGCGCGCGGUUGAGAGAAGUGCUUUCGGUUUGGUCGGGUACGACGCGGCGGCGGUGGAACGUUUGGUGCCGGCAUCGUCGGGGGAUCGAGAGACGAACGAGUCGCUGUACACGUGA